AUGCAUCUACAGGAUUCAUAUACGUCUACGGGUCUAUGGACAGGACGAAUAGCAGCAGAGAAAGGCUCGGGGAAUCCUCCAAUGUGUCAGCCUUCCUCAGCUACUACUCGUUUCAUGCAUGGACUCGUUAAGCUCGGCUCAAUAUCAGAUACCCAUCGAGAUCUGAGAUGGAAGUUCCACGGAUAUGGUCUGAAAGCAUUUCCGCACACGCGAAGCCAUUCUGUUUAG
Molecule: messenger RNA, 228 nt
Organism: Thelazia callipaeda (thelaziosis nematode)
Lineage: Eukaryota; Metazoa; Nematoda; Chromadorea; Rhabditida; Thelaziidae
Source: the annotation of a GenBank genome assembly